CUCUCUCCACCCUUCCUGACCAGCCUGGCGGGGCCUCUCCUCCCACUCGACCGGCUGACCCUGUCGGGGGCCCCCAUGUCGGACCACAGAUUCAGCUCCGUGCCCACGGAGGAACCCGGCUGCCACCUCUCCAAGAAAGCCAAGGUCUGUCUCGGCAUCCUCCUGUGUGUCCUGGUGGCGGUGACGAUCGUCGCGGUGGUGGUCGGAGUCCUGAAGUGGCCCCCGGCGCCCCAGCACCAGGAGUGGCACGGGGCGGGCACCACUCCCCAUUUCUCGGAGAUCGUCCUGGGCCGGUGCUACUCCUACACGCAGGUCCUGCGGCCGGAGCUGCGACAUACAGACUGCGGACAGAUAGGGAAGGCAUUCAUGAAUGCAUUUCUUUCCAAGGAUCCUUGUCACAGUUCAGAGCAAGACUACCAGCUGCUGCUGAAGCUGACCAAUCAAACCAUACCCUGCCACACGAGUGUCUUUUGGAGCAAAUCAAAUCAGCUAGCUCACCUGUACACCAGGGUGCGGCAGGAUAUGUUCACGCUGGAGGACACACUGAUGGGCUACAUUGCCGACGGUCUCUACUGGUGCGGAGAUGCAGGCUCCUCUGAAGUGAACUAUCAGUCCUGCCCAAACUGGAGAAAAGACUGCAUAAACAACCCCAUGUCUGUGUUCUGGGACACGGUAUCCAAAAGGUUUGCAGAAAAUGCCUGUGGUGUGGUGCAGGUGGUGCUCAAUGGGUCCAUCACUAACACCUUUGAUCAAAACAGCACUUUUGGACGUGUGGAAAUCCAUAAUUUGCAUCCAGGGAAAGUUUCUAUGCUAAAAGCCUGGGUGAUGCAUGACAUUGGAGGAGUUCACAGGCACCACUCAUGCUCGAGUCCCAUCAUAGAUGAUUUGAAAUUUAUUUUAAGCAAGAGGAAUAUUUCAUUUACCUGCCAGGAUGACUACAGGCCUAUCAAGUUUCUUCAGUGUGUGAAAAGUCCUGACCAUUCAUCUUGCAGUAAUAUGGGCCAUCAGGACGGUGCUUUCUGAUCUUUGAGCCCUUGUGGUGUACACGGUUGUGUGUGACUCAGGAGACAUGCUGAUGGAAAGCUGAGGAUUUGGGGGAUCUUCUGUCAUCAAGCCAACCCAAAAGAUGAAAGCUUUUCCUCCAAAAGUCUUAAAAUAGCUUGUUAUUGGCAUAGUUUUUAUUUUGAUCUCUUAACAUUCAAGAAAAGAUUAAUUAUUAUAUAAAAUUAGAAUGAAAAUUUUAUGUUGCUUUAAUUUUCAUAUGAUGUUUUUAUGUUGUUUAUAUGUUGAACAGAAUAUGACUCUCUCUGGAAAUACAUUUUCCAGAGACUAUCAGAAGCUUCCAGGUUCUCCAGGAGGACAAUAAAAGUUUGGAAGCCUCUUGGUCAAGAAGAACACCCAAAUUUACCCCACAGACUGGUUAGGCACAGAAGUCGUUCUUGUCCUGAGGACACUUGGCUGUCACUUUGCCAUUGCGAGAUGUGACCACUGCAGCUUCUGGGAAAAGAAGUAACCAGAGUAGAUGGUUCAUGGUGAUGGGACAUGAAGUAUGGUACCUACCUCAGGCUCACCAGCCUCAGGUUCAUGGCUGCACAGAUCCACCUGCCUCACAGGACCUGAAAUAUGGAAAGUGCUUAGAACAGAGUUCAGA
This is a messenger RNA of Eptesicus fuscus (big brown bat), 1651 nucleotides long. It is a transcript of the gene CD38, whose product is annotated as CD38 molecule. Bases 76 to 1023 code for a protein of 315 amino acids. Lineage: Eukaryota; Metazoa; Chordata; Mammalia; Chiroptera; Vespertilionidae. The transcript is spliced from 8 exons. Gene Ontology annotation, molecular function: phosphorus-oxygen lyase activity; NAD+ nucleosidase activity. The record is from RefSeq and is a predicted model, not a curated record. Gene Ontology annotation, biological process: positive regulation of B cell proliferation. Gene Ontology annotation, cellular component: plasma membrane.